AUGUACGGUCCUGAGAACGGCGUAAGGUAUGAAGACUUGUUCCAUGAAGAUGCAAAAAACCUGGAUGAAGCCCCAAAAGUUAGACUUUUGCUUCGGAAUAUUGGUGCGGUGGCACAUCAAAAGUACAUUAGCUAUAUCCUUCCGAAGAAGCCCAAAUAUCAAAAUUUUGAUCAAACCGUAUCAAUUCUGAAGACCAUUUUCGGACGACAGAUUUCAGUGUUCAACGCAAGAUAUCAGUGUCUACAGCUGUCAAAGAACUCCAGUGAUGAUGUUUACACUUACGCAGGAAUCGUUAAUCAAAAAUGUGAAGAAUUCAAGCUUAACGAAGUGACGCCAGAUCAGUUCAAAUGCCUUAUGUACGUGUGCGGCCUCAAAUCACACCGGGAUGCAGACAUUCGCACCACUCUCCUGUCCCAGCGACUGAUCAAUCUAAAACGCGACACAGCAAUGGUAGAGAAGCAUAGCAGCACGGAGCAAUCAGUAUGUGCCAUAACUCGUACAAAUCCAUCAAGAUUCACUUCCAGCGAUGAACCUAAUGACGUUCCGAGAUCACCAUGUUGGAGAUGUGGAGAAAUGCACUAUUCGAAGCACUGUUUCUUUGUCAAUCAUGAAUGCCACACGUGUAAGAAGAUUGGUCAUAAAGAGGGUUAUUGCGCCUGUUUUGAGAAGCCGAUCAAAAAGCAGAAAGAUAAACGAUUCAAGCAAAAGUUUCAAGCACAGGGGGUGUUCACUGUCAAUCAAGUAGAACUAUCGGAUAGACGGAAGUAUGUCACAGUGGAGAUCAACGGAGUACCAAUUAAACUUCAGCUCGACUGUGCUUCAGACAUCACCAUCAUUCCUGAAGAUGUUUACGUUCAACUAGGUUCACCUGUAGCAAAAGUACCAUCCAUUGAUGCUGUUAAUGCUAGUGGCGAAGAGGUUGGACUUAUUCUUCCUUAUGCAUCUGCAAGCAAGAUUGAAGUAGUAUUGGAUCGUCUUCAAAAACUCGGAAUUAUCAUACCUGUAUCAUAUUCAGAGUGGGCUGCUCCGAUAGUAGCUGUGACAAAAACAAAUGGACGUGUCAGAAUAUGUGCCGACUACUCAACAGGAUUAAAUUCUGCAUUGGAGCCACAUCAGCAUCCGUUACCUCUACCUCAAGACAUCUUUGCCAAGCUGGCCAACAAAAAGGUGUUCAGUCAAAUUGACCUAUCAGACGCCUAUUUACAGGUCGAGAUUGAUCAAGAUUCACAAAAGCUGCUCACAAUUAAUACUCACAAGGGACUUCUUGAAUUUACACGACUUUCUCCUGGUGUCAAGACAGCUCCAGGUGCUUUUCAAGAAAUUGUAGACAACAUGAUCGCUGGUUUGGACGGAGUAAGUGGCUAUUUAGAUGAUAUCAUCGUGGCAAGUGAUUCAGUGGAAAAACACAUGAUUCAUUUAGAGCGUCUAUUUGCACGUAUUCGCGAAUAUGGUUUUACUCUCAAGAUUGAGAAAAGCAAUUUCUUCAUGAGUGAAAUUAAGUAUCUGGUGUUAAUCGUUGAUUCUCAAGGUAUACGUCCAGAUCCAGAGAAAGUUCGAGCUUUUAGUGAGAUGCCGGCACCGCAUGGUGUCACUACCUUACGAUCAUUUUUGGGUGCGGUGAAUUAUUAUAGCAAAUUUGUGCGUGGUGAUGAUGAUGAUGAUGAUGAUACUAUCAUCUAUUGUAGCAAAGGCACCUGCCAAUAG
Molecule: messenger RNA, 1704 nt
Organism: Armigeres subalbatus
Lineage: Eukaryota; Metazoa; Arthropoda; Insecta; Diptera; Culicidae
Exons: 2
Coding region: 1-1704 (567 amino acids)
Source: RefSeq, a predicted model, not a curated record